CGGAAGAUCUUUAUCUCUGUUUACACCAGAAUACUAUUACUGCAUGUGAAAUGUUAUAAUAAAUCCCCAAAUAUCACAUUUUAUAAAAGCUUGCUGAAACACAUUGCAGAGGUGAUUGAACCUUGGAGUCAAAGCGUAGGGUAAAAUUCACAAUGCAGCCUAGUAAACGGGCUGUGGUAAACAUGGCGACCGCCGUAGGCAGACUUCUGUCCUUCAGUGGAAAUGUUCGGGCGCUGGUUUCUCCUCUAAGGCUGGCUGCUGUUCCUGCUCACCGGUACAGCAUAGAGGUUUCCACCACCGGGGAACCCAUCGGUCACACUGGCCAGGUGUUUGAUGAAAAGGACCCCAGGAGAGCCAGAUUUGUUGGCAGGCAGAAAGAGGUGAAUAAAAACUUUGCCAUCGAGCUGGUGGCAGAGGAGUCUGUGUCUGAAAUCGGCGCCCGAGUGGUGUCCUGUGAUGGAGGUGGAGGAGCUUUGGGACACCCUAAAGUCUACAUUAACUUGGACAAAGUGACUAAAGUGGGCACGUGCGGCUACUGCGGGUUACAGUUCAAGCAGAAGCUUCAUCACUGAAACAUCCCCUCUGUCUGUGCUGCUCUCUGUAAAUCACCAUAUUGGUUAAUAAAUUAUGUUUUGUCUGUCUGAGA
Messenger RNA from Salarias fasciatus (jewelled blenny), 646 nucleotides. It is a transcript of the gene ndufs6, whose product is annotated as NADH:ubiquinone oxidoreductase subunit S6. NCBI's taxonomy places the organism in Eukaryota, Metazoa, Chordata, Actinopteri, Blenniiformes, Blenniidae. Gene Ontology annotation, cellular component: respiratory chain complex I. The record is from RefSeq and is a predicted model, not a curated record. Gene Ontology annotation, biological process: mitochondrial electron transport, NADH to ubiquinone.